AGGACGCUCAGAUGUGGGGUGAUAGGUAUUUUAUGGCGCGCGCUGAAAAGGCGAGAAACGGCUGGAUAACUUAUCACAAUCACAAUUGACGAGUUCCGAACAUCCAAAGUAUGCAGUAAAUGCCAAACUCUAACCUGGAUGCCAGCCUCGCCUGUUACUAGAUUGAGUGUGCUUACCUGUUCUUCUUGUCAUACUCUUUGGCAAAGAGACAUUAAUGCCUCCCGAAACAUGAUGACAAUUUCUAUCAGCAUUUGGCAGGGACGAGAAAGAUCAACACCUUUUCAACGCACUACCACUACCAACACCACCACCACCUCACCGCCACAGUCAUCGCUGUAAUAAACACAGCUUACCUAGUGUAUUUAGAUGACCACAUUCACUCAACGUUUGUUGUUUGGAUGCUUUACAAGUAAGCUAAAUAUCUGAAAAUUAAUUUUCAUUUGUCCAGAAAAAGACUAACAUUGUCUGAAUUUAAAGUAGAAAUACUGCAGAUAAGC
Molecule: messenger RNA, 497 nt
Organism: Cokeromyces recurvatus
Lineage: Eukaryota; Fungi; Mucoromycota; Mucoromycetes; Mucorales; Mucoraceae
Exons: 2
Coding region: 139-339 (66 amino acids)
Source: RefSeq, a predicted model, not a curated record